GUUCUUAAAAAUUUUAUAAAACAGCUGUAUAUUUUAUUUUGACUUAGUUUUAAACUUUUAUUCACGACAUUCGUAUUUAUUAGUACGUAAAAUGAUAUUAAGGCAUAGUUAUUUAUAAACGUGCAUGUUAUUUUAACUUUACACUUAUGUAAUAUAAAAAUUUUCCUCAUCGAAGUGAAUCAUUUAGAUCAGUAAAAAUGUUUUCACGGAAUUCCUGUGUUCAAGUGUUAUUUUUGGCAAAACGUUCUUGGCAGUGCUGUUAUCGUUGUGCUAAACUCUUAUCGUCCCAGGCCAAGGAGAAACCUCUUGCAAACGAAGGCCCUUGGAGUUUGUAUUCCCAGAAAGUCGCUGACGGUGUACUGAGUAAGGACCCUCACCAAGAAAUGGUAGUGAAACAUUUGCAGGACAUAUAUCAUGAGGUUUCUUCGUACCAACGUCCAGUUAUCCAACCAAGGAUUGGUGAAUCAUUAUUCAGCAUAUUUCAAAGGAAAGAACCAGAGAAAAUUAUAGCGCCAAAAGGCCUUUAUAUUUACGGUAGUGUUGGCGGUGGAAAAACCAUGUUAAUGGAUUUGUUUUAUGAGACAGUACCAAUUAAAGAAAAGCUGAGAGUUCAUUUCAACUCUUUCAUGUUAAAUAUUCAUGCAAGAAUACAUGAACUCAAAAUCAAGUCGGGAAAAGGAGCCAGUUCCUUCAGAGAUGAGGGCUCAAAACCUUUUGAUCCCAUCCCUCCAGUGGCAGCUGAUAUUACUCAGGAGUCAUGGCUUAUUUGCUUUGAUGAAUUUCAAGUUACAGAUAUUGGGGAUGCGAUGGUCCUAAAGAGAUUGUUCACACAACUGUUUGACAAUGGAUGUGUGGUGGUAGCAACAAGCAACCGGAAGCCGGACGAUUUGUAUAAGAAUGGCUUGCAACGAUCCAAUUUCUUGCCUUUUAUACCAGUACUUAAAGCUCACAGUGAUGUUAUUCAACUUGAUUCCGGCAUUGAUUAUAGAAUACGUGGCUCAAGUAACAAGUAUGGAAAAUAUUUUAUAAAUAGUGAAUUGACGCCAGGCAAUAACGACGUAGAUAAUUUAUUCAAGUUUCUCAUAUCGAAGGAGACUGAUACUGUAAGAGUUAGAGUAAUAAACAUACUUGGGAGAAAUGUCAAGUUUGCCAAAUCAUGCGGCCGCGUUCUGGAUUCUACAUUUGAAGAAUUAUGUGAUAGACCGUUAGGUGCCAGCGACUACCUCGUAAUAUCUAAAACGUUCCACACUGUGUUCAUAAGAGAUUUACCACAAUUGUCAAUAGUCAAACAUAGAUCACAAAUAAGGAGAUUCAUCACUCUAAUUGACACUUUAUAUGACAACAGAGUUCGGGUUGUCAUUGCAGCAGACUGCGAGCCCAAGGACCUGUUUAAUUUGGACGAAGUGAAAGAUGGUUACGGCGAUGCUGACAGGGCUCUGAUGGACGACCUGAGUAUUACGAAAGACUCGGAGGAUGCAAAAGCAGCUAUAUUUACAGGCGAAGAGGAAAUGUUUGCCUGCGAUCGAUGUUAUUCCCGCAUUAUGGAAAUGCAGACGGAUGAAUAUUGGGAAAAAUGGGGAAAACAUCUUAACUGAUAAUAUGCGUAAGUGUGUUUAUAUUAUGGUGGGCAUAAUACAAGAGUUAUUUUUCGUGGUGUUAAGAUCAUAUCAUGUUAAACCUUCCCUUUAAAAUAGACAUAAUACCAAUUGGUACUGAGUAUAUGUAUAUAAAUAAAAAUCAUUCUAAAUAUAAUCAUUCGCAUCAGACAUUAUGAAGUUGUAGUGUGUUGAAGUGCCUCACUGUAUUGUUUAGAUUCUCAAUGUAGGUAGCGUUGCUAUCGGUAAAUGUUCAUUUUAAAUAAUGGCACAUCUGAAAACUUAUAUUAGUAUAUACCUAAAAACUCGCCUAACUUACAAUUUAUAAUCAAUAAAAGCACAAGUUUAUCAUUAAUAUUGUAACUAAGCCUACGUUUAGACUGGACGUUUGUCGAGUGUGCUAGUUUAGCAAGCUAUUCAAUUGGCAUAAUAUCUCAUAAUAAUAUUAGCAAACUUUGAAUUUAUUCUAGACAGCAUAUAUCGGUAGCUUUACAUUCUUAAUUAAUUAUUAUUGUUUACGUAUGGAAAUGGUGAUAAAUAAAGUGUUAAACUUAAGGAUGUAUUAGGAUUCCAAAAGCGCCUUAAAACUUUAUACGUAUUAAGUAUAUUAUAACAAAAAUAACAUAAAAGCAAAAACCAUCCGGUGGUAGCUAAAGAUUGAGUCUCAUGAUGAUGCAGCUAAAGAAAAUAGCUAAGCACAGAACAGACUCAGUUCCAGUGCCGGAUUUACCAGCAGGCUAAGCUAGGCAGAUUUGGUGGGGCGGGAAAUUUAGCCCAGAUGUUUUCUUACUAAAUAAAUAAAACGAAACUUGUUGUAUUGUUAAAAAUAAAUGUAACGAAAAAAUUGCAAUUUUAUUGAUUGAGGCUAACUAAAGUGUUUUUAGAUUGCUACGGUGACAGUCGCCUGUAUGACGUUCGUAAUACGUACUAUUAUCGUGAAUCGCGGCAAACUUUCAAGAGUAAAAUGAACUGUCACGAUACCCAUGCUAUCUGAAAACACUUUAGGGUAUCUAAUUUCAGAGUUCAGUAUAGGGGUGACAAAAAUUUAACACCCUGUUGGCAGCAACUUUGUAAAUUCGCCUCUGUUUAGUUAUAGACAUCUGUUUAGAGAGGCUACACAAUCAUGAUUAUGAUUAUUACGAGUAUAUUUUUAUCGAACUUUAAACUAAAAAGAGUUUCUCAAUUUGACGAAAGAUUUUAUUCACGUACGUGUCCAGAAUAAGUACUCUUAAAUUUUAAUUUUUGAAAUUUGGACAAUUUAAAUUUUUGUUUGAGAUGUUACUUCAUCUCUGGUGGUCCCAGGUCAAAUACACUAAACAUUUUAAAACUAUCAUAUGACGUUCGUCAUACGACGAAGUCGGUGCUUUUUGAAAAUAAAUUAUAAUUAAAUAUGUCAAUUAUAUUUUACAAUAAUAGUUGCUUAGUCGUACGUUUGUGAUAUUUAUAAUAAUCUUAAUAUAUACGAUACGACACGACACGAAUAAACGAUAUUGAAUGGACACGAAAAUUGUAAGGUUAAGUUUCGAAUGCAGUGAUAGUUUCUGACGUGGUCAUCCACAUUAUGAAUGUUUAUUUAAAUAUUUAUUUUUAUAUUAAGUUAGGUUAAGUAAUUGUUGGCAGUUUUUCAAGAUACUGAAAAAAUAGCGAGCAUUGAGGGCAAAGGUACCGACAACCUACUUGUUACAAGCAACAGCAAAUUGCAGGAAAUUAGCACAACGAAAACUCACAACAAUAGUGCUAGGCCUCAGACCAAUUAUAGAAGGACCAGUAUUGCACCCAAAUUCACGAACAAAAUUGUCUGUAAUUUUUUGAGGAGGACGAGGUAAACUCACACAUCGAAAAUAUUCAACACCAAUAAAUAUAUCUGUGUCCUUACACUACACUUAAGCGUACUUACAUUUAGCUCCCAAUACAAACACAUGUAUUUUUUACACAGACUAAAAACCACAUUCCUCCGACUCGUACACAGAGUAUUCGAUUACUUGAUCGAUGUUUGGCUGUUCUGGCUGAAGAAUCGAUUCUUUUUAGAUAUGUUUUUAUUUCAAAUUUGUACGUUUUGAAACGUAAUUUCAUCUUUUAGUAAAGUAGAAGUUGUGGACCGUUUUUUAUGCCAUUUACACAAACUGGCAUUUUUAAGGAGCUCUUUACACGUUGAAAACGAUAACAACAAUGCAACAUCGAUUCUAUAGAAUCGGUUUUUAUAAACGUUACAUCGUUGAUUCUUGACCUUUGAGAGAGGGGUAACGUCUAAUGAGGCAGGUCCUUCUAUAAUUAGUCUAAGUGCUAGGCGUAACUCCCGAAUAGUGUUACCAUAGUACGUAACACUGUUCGGUUUCGAGAAACUGCUUUUAUCUCUUUUUGUUACUUAUUUCGCACAAAAGUAAUCUAGAAAUAGAUUAUACAUUAUGUUUAAGAACUCUCGGAGAUAGAUAUAAUUACGGCUGUUAAUGAUAAUUAAGAUGAUGAUUGUACCUACUACCUAUUAAUAUUUAUUUGGCUUUAUGUUAGUUUUAGUGCCAUUUUAUUUUUUUAGUAGGUAGGUACUUCUACACAAAUGGAGAGCACAUAAGUAAGAUUUAAGGUAAUAUUUAUUGUUAAAUGUUAUACAUUCUUACUUCUUCAUUACCUACUUGGAAAUGAUUACAUUUCUUGGAAUUGUGAAGCAUAAUUAUGUAGGUAGGUAGGUAAUAUGCAAGAAGACUGUAGAUUGUAAUAUAAAUAAUGACUUGAAUCAAAUAAAAGCAUUUCUAUAGGAAAUUUUCUCAUGUAUUUUGUCCAUUUCUGUUUAGUAAAUUUUUUUUUCUUCCAUUUCGUAAUGUACUCAAUGUAAAACCUCAAAUCAUAAUGUCACAAAGCUAUUCCUACAGGUCGUUUGGGAAUGUUUAUUGCCACACGAGUAAACCUUGAUACAAUGAUUUUUUUUAAAUUUUUAAAUAGUUGCAUGUCAUGCAAAAAUUUAGACUUCCCUGAAAGAGCCAAAUCUAGGAGGCCACGCUGAUACGAAAAUCGAUGAGGCCCAACGCCAAUUAUAUAUUAUUUACCAAGUUUUGUUAAUACUUUUAGCAUGGUCGUAGAAAAAGUAUUGUUUGCCAUUGCACGUAAUUAGCGAUUGUAGUACUCGUGCUACAAUGCCAUCCAUUACAUGACAGUGGCAUAAAUAACUAUUAUGUAUGUAUGUAUGUCUCUUUUUAGAAGAUUAGUAACUUCCUUCAAGGUCACAUUUAUUGGCAUUGUAUUAUAGUAUUGCAUAAACCUAAUUACUAAUUCUUGGUAAUAUGUAUUAUUAGUACUAGGUACUUAGUUAAUAAUUAAUAAUAAAAUUAAAUGUACCUAUAUAGGUAACAUAUACCUAUUACAAAUAAAAUUAUAGAAAUAAUUUAUUAAACUUAGUUAUAGUUAAUUUGUAGAUAAAAUAAAUAAGUUUGUAUAAAAUAGUACAAAAGAGUGCACUUAGUACAGUAUUAUACGACAUUCUCGAUACCUUAUGAGGCAUUGUUCAUUAUAUUAGUUUGAAUUAUUUCGCCACGUUCGUAGCGGCGAGAUUAGUUGCUAUUUUUCGUAUUUAUAUUGCGAUUAGAGAAUUAUUUUGUUAAUUUAUUUUAAAAUAAAUAUUAUUUUUGCUUAAA
Bicyclus anynana (squinting bush brown) is the source of this 5221-nucleotide messenger RNA. RefSeq names its product putative ATPase N2B. Gene Ontology annotation, molecular function: ATP binding; ATP hydrolysis activity. Gene Ontology annotation, cellular component: mitochondrion; cytoplasm. The record is from RefSeq and is a predicted model, not a curated record. The transcript is spliced from 7 exons. NCBI's taxonomy places the organism in Eukaryota, Metazoa, Arthropoda, Insecta, Lepidoptera, Nymphalidae. Bases 198 to 1595 code for a protein of 465 amino acids.